ACUCAUCCACCUUUGACGUUGUGACGGGCAGAACAAAUACAAAGCUGGAUAACCUUGACCCUGAGACCUUGUACGGGGUCAAGGUCACCACCUUUGUCAGGUCCGGAGCGAGCAAGCCUUCUGAGGAGGUCUUCUUCACCACACCCCCAGCUGCCCCUCCCAAGGUCACCCUGGGCGCUUCCAGUCACGUGACCCUGGGAGGUGACGCCAACAUGACGUGUCAGGCCAGGAGCAACGACAAGACGACCUUCACCUGGUACCUCAGGGCCGGCGCUAGCAAGGUCAAGGUCUCACAGCACUAUAUAACCGAAUUAGAAUUCGCUCAGAAGUAUGUCGUGACGUCACGCGAAACUGGCCCUGGGUUGGUGACGUCAUCGCUGUUGUUGCAAAAGGUCACCACCCAAGAGGAUGUGACCUUUGAGUGUGAGGCAAGGAACAGCGCAGGAGCUGACAGUAGACUACUUCCCAUGGUGGUUUACGGUAAAGUUGCCAAUAUACUGUCUGUAUAG
Messenger RNA from Aplysia californica (California sea hare), 509 nucleotides. RefSeq lists its product as uncharacterized. Gene Ontology annotation, biological process: cell-cell adhesion; axon guidance. Gene Ontology annotation, cellular component: axon; plasma membrane. NCBI's taxonomy places the organism in Eukaryota, Metazoa, Mollusca, Gastropoda, Aplysiida, Aplysiidae. The record is from RefSeq and is a predicted model, not a curated record. Gene Ontology annotation, molecular function: protein binding.